GCCAAAGCCAAAGCCAAAGCCAAAGCCAAAGCUGUCUUUGCACUAAAAUACACGUAAACAACUGUAACGACAAACAACAAUGAAUGUAGUUAAGAUUCUGUUGCAGAAAUCCUGAGCUUUUUCCUUUUCAUCUGGUUGCUGUUUUGAUGGGAUUUUUUUCUUCUGUUAAAAAAAGGGUUUUGUUUUAGUGAUGGAGGAGGGGGACAAGUAUGGUAAAGAGUUGGAUUUGGCCGUUAGAAUUGUGCAUCUGGCUUGUUCUUUGUGUCAGAAAGUGCAACAAAGGUUGGUUUCUUCUUCUGAUGAACAGGUUUUGGCUAAGGAUGAUGAUUCUCCUGUAACUAUUGCAGACUGGAGUGUCCAAGCCACUGUAAGUUGGCUGCUUUCAGAAUUCUUGGAGGGUCAGAAUGUGUCCAUUGUUGCUGAGGAAGAUGUCCAAACACUCUCCAAGUCUGAUGCAGCAGACUUACUUGCAGCUGUAGUGAACACUGUUAAUGAAUGCUUAGCUGAAGCGCCAAAGUACGGUCUUCAGUGUCCUAAGGAUGCUCUUGGGACUUCAAAAAUCCUUGAGGCUAUCAGCCGAUGCAACUCAACUGGGGGCCCAACUGGAAGACAUUGGGUGCUUGACCCUGUUGACGGGACAUUAGGGUUUGUACGUGGUGAUCAGUAUGCUGUAGCACUAGCCUUGAUUGAGGAGGGGAAGCUAGUUCUUGGAGUUCUUGGGUGCCCUAAUUACCCUAUGAAAAAGGAAUUGUUAAAUUAUAAUCAUCGUCGCCACCAAACUAUGCCAAAGUCUCUUCCAUCUUCUGAUAUUUGGGAAAAAGGACGUGUGAUGUAUGCAAGGAGAGGAAGUGGUCAGGCAUGGAUGCAACCAUUGAUCCUUGGGGAUACAAAAUUUGAAUGGCCAAAUUCUGCUAGAUUGAUACAGGUUUCUCCUGUUGAUGAUCCAUCUCUGGCAACUUUUUGUGAACCUGUGGAGAAGGCAAAUUCAAACCACUCAUUUACCGCAGGACUUGCUAACAGCAUGGGUCUCAAAAAGAAACCUAUGCGUGUCCAUAGCAUGGUCAAAUAUGCAGCAAUAGCUCGUGGCGAUGCUGAGAUUUUUAUAAAGUUUGCAAGAUCUGGGUACAAAGAGAAAAUAUGGGAUCAUGCUGCUGGUGUUGUCAUUAUAGAAGAGGCUGGUGGGGUCGUAACUGAUGCAGGAGGGCGUCCCCUGGACUUCAGUAGGGGACUGUACUUGGAAGGUCUUGACCGAGGGAUUAUUGCUUGCUCUGGACUCAUGCUGCAUGAUAAAAUCAUUGGUGCUGUAUAUGCAAGCUGGGACUCUUCUAAUCUAUGAGACUUUCUGCUUCUCGCCAAUACAGUAAUGCUGAAGCAUUAUGGUGACUUUGUGAGGGCCUAGCAAAUGCUGAGCAGGAUGCUGAUGGCAGUAAUGCAAACCAUUGAUUUUGACAGUGCUUUAUACCAUAACCGAGAACUGUCCGGUGAAAUAUAUUCUCCAUUUCAAGGAUAUGAAAUUUCCAAGAUUUGAUCAUUGAUGCCACCCUUCAGUGUCCAUCUAUCAGUUGUAGCAUUGCUCAAUUUUUAUUAGCAAUAUCCCCCUUACAAUGAUUUUCUAAUGAAAAUUUUGCUUUCAUUAAUAUAACCCUAUCAUAUUGGGGAUGCUUUCAGAUGCAGAGCAUAAGCUACUUGAUGUUUCUAUUGUAUGCUACCUUACAAGCUGAUACAUGAUUUUGGAUGUUCCUGGAUAUAGAUAUGUUACACAAAGAAUUGGAAAGGAGUAUGUUUUUCAUCUUCUUCUUUGUUAAACAUU
Messenger RNA from Theobroma umbraticum, 1810 nucleotides. It is a transcript of the gene HL, whose product is annotated as HAL2-like protein. Gene Ontology annotation, biological process: phosphatidylinositol phosphate biosynthetic process; sulfate assimilation. The record is from RefSeq and is a predicted model, not a curated record. Gene Ontology annotation, molecular function: 3'(2'),5'-bisphosphate nucleotidase activity. Lineage: Eukaryota; Viridiplantae; Streptophyta; Magnoliopsida; Malvales; Malvaceae.